AUGCUUGAAGAUGUGAUCGAUGCUUACGCUAUAAGCCAAUCCCUGACCUGCCAAGUAUACCAUCCACAUAAUAGUCCAUGGCCAUUCAUGGAGCGGGCCAUUGACUUGGUGAGACCUAUGUCGAUUACACCUGCCGAGAAGGAGAUGAUGAUAAUCGUCAUUGAUUACUUCACCAAAUGGAUUGCGGCUGAGGCUUUAUCCUUUACCAAGGAAGUUGACUCGAUAGUCACUGAAAAUGGUACACAGUUCGUGGGUAGGCAGAUCACCGCAUUCCUUACGAAGAAUGGCAUUAAACAGCACUUGUCAACUCCUAGAUACUAG
Molecule: messenger RNA, 321 nt
Organism: Prunus armeniaca (apricot)
Lineage: Eukaryota; Viridiplantae; Streptophyta; Magnoliopsida; Rosales; Rosaceae
Source: the annotation of a GenBank genome assembly